AUGGCUACAACGAUUCCUUUUCAGGCUCGGUCUGUAGGUUGUGGCAUUCGAAACAGCAUCCUUCGAUACCGUAAUCCCACCGCAGUGCGCUGCUUUACAUUCUCACGCCAUUCCCGGUUCGACACCCAGAGUCAACCGACACCCCGGGCGAAUGAUCAGGUUGCUCAGCUUGCUGCCAGUCGGCGGCAUCCGCUGACACUUGCUGAUUUGUUAAAGCACGGUCGCCCGCCACUGUCGAAAGAUGCCCUGCUUGCCUCCGCUAACUUCACCCUUUCUCUCCUCCCCGCACGCCUAGCCUCCCGUAUUGAAGCUCUGCGGAAUCUUCCGUUUAUCGUCGUCGCAAACCCCCAUGUAUCAAAGAUUUACGGCAACUACGUGCACUCAUUGUCGACUUUACUCCCCUGGCAAAAGCGCCAGGUGACGAAUCUGGAAGAGGAAAACCAAUUCGCCGAGGUGCUUGCAGACCUUGUCCACACACACGCAAACACGAUUCCGAUUCUCGCCAGGGGGUUUCUCGAAUGCCGAAGAUAUAUAGACCCUGCGGAGGUAACCCGGUUUUUAGAUACGCAUUUGCGUGCUCGAAUUGGCACGAGGUUAAUCGCCGAGCAGCAUCUAGCCCUCCAUUUUGCGUCGCUGCCUGUUGGAGAUGGCAUGUCUGGGUCUCAAGAACCGAAAGAAUCGCGGAAGAAUACGAUACCGUCUAAUUAUAUUGGGGUUAUUGAUACUGCCCUGCAACCAGCUCGGAUUGUAAGGACAUGCGAGGAAUUUGUGGGAGAGAUCUGCGAGUUGAAGUACGGAGUGCGCCCACGAUUGGAGAUUGACGGGCAACCGGACGCCAGUUUUGCCCACGUUCCUGUACACGUGGAGUAUAUUCUCACCGAACUAUUGAAGAAUGCUUUCAGGGCGGUUAUUGAGAGCGGAAACGAACGGGAGCCGAUCGAGGUGACAAUUGCGGCUGCACCGGACGUACCGAGCCGCCAAACUCACGAGCCAGUUACGAGGCCGGUAGAGGCCCAAGGCACCCAGUCCCACAGCGAUGUUGGGUUCCAUGUCGACACUGUCGUUGGCACCGCAGACGCAAACGAGUCCAUAAAAUUCUCAACGCCCUCGUCGCAGAGUAUUACACUUCGAAUCCGGGAUAGGGGUGGCGGCAUAUCGCCGGAAGUUUUGCCGCAAGUUUGGUCAUACAGCUUUACGACGUUCUCCGAUUUGGACAUGGGAGAGGGAGGCAGUAGUAUAGACGCCCUGAACACGAUAUCGAACAAUAGUGGCCAGCUGAGCAGUAUCGCUGGGCUCGGAUAUGGGCUUCCACUUAGUAGAGCCUAUGCGGAGUAUUUUGGCGGCAGCAUUGCCGUCCAGAGUCUCUGGGGCUGGGGGACUGAUGUAUACUUGACUUUGAAUGGAAUGCACAACCCCGCAGCGGAAUUCGUGCGACGCUCUGGUCAAUCUUCGGCUGUACACUCGGAGAUAUGGCCGAUUGAUUGCUUUGUGAUUACUUUAUUAAGCACGUCUCGCUCGUCAUGGCCGGCACUCAUAUACCCACUCUCCCCUCCCUUCAACACCAUUGCUGGCCACUUGAUCCUCUGUGCUUUGACUGGGCCUAGAUACUCUAUAUCCAUCGCAAUGUAUACGGCCCCUUCGAUUGAGGUCUACACAGCUUCAUUUGCCUUUUUUGAGGCACUAUGGGAGGCCGGCGUCACCCAUUGCUUCGUCAAUCUUGGCUCUGAUCACCCCUCUAUUCUCGAGGCCAUGGUCAAAGGCCAGAAAGAGAAGCCGGAUGAGUUCCCCAAGAUUGUCACCUGCCCCAACGAGAUGGUGGCCCUAUCGAUGGCCGACGGUUAUGCAAGAUUGACAGGAAAGCCGCAAUGCGUGAUCGUACAUGUCGACGUCGGCACCCAGGGUCUCGGAGCUGCCGUGCACAAUGCCUCCUGCGGGCGUGCACCAGUUCUAAUCUUCGCGGGUCUAUCCCCAUUCACGCUGGAGGGCGAGAUGCGCGGUUCCCGCACCGAGUACAUCCACUGGAUCCAGGACGUGCCUGACCAAAAGCAGAUUGUCUCGCAGUACUGCCGCUACUCGGCGGAUAUCCGGACAGGGAAGAACAUUAAGCAGAUGGUUCACCGGGCGUUACAGUUUGCCACGAGUGAUCCCAAGGGGCCUGUUUACCUUGUUGGAGCACGCGAGGUCAUGGAGGAGGAGAUCCAGCCGUAUAGAGUUAAUCCGCAUGCGGCAAUUGGGGUGGCGCCUUCGGCGCUCCCUUCAGAAGGGGUUGAGCUUAUUGCGUCUGAGCUUGCUGCGGCAAAAGAACCGCUGGUUAUUGUGGGGUAUUCUGGACGUGAAGCUCGAGGGGUGAAGGAGCUGGUGACCUUGGCGGAUACGUUCAAAGGCGUUCGUGUUUUGGAUACUGGUGGAAGUGAUAUGUGUUUCCCGGGAGACCACCCUGCAUCAUUGGGGAUGCGCUAUGGUUUGCAUGAUGCCAUCAAGACAGCAGAUCUCAUUCUUGUGGCUGAUUGCGAUGUGCCCUGGAUACCCACGCAGUGCAGGCCCUCAGAAUCUGCCAAGAUCAUCCACGUUGAUGUUGACCCCCUCAAGCAGCAAAUGCCCGUUUUCUAUAUCCCUGCCAUUGCAACUUUCCGCGCCGAGUCGGCAACUGCGUUCAAGCAGGUCAAUGAAUACGUCUCAUCCAACGAGCGAUUAAAGCAGGUGGUCAACUCAGAGGGAAACACAACAAAAGGGAAAAUCCGAGAAGAGGAAUUCCGCAAAGCACGACGUGCUAUAACAGCGCUCGCAGUAACACCACCAGGCGGCGACGAAGCAGCUCUGAAUGCCCCCUAUCUCAUCAGCCAGAUCCGAAAAGGCUGCCCAAUCGACACUCUCUGGGCGAUCGAGUCCGUAACCCUCACACCAAUCGUCUCCGACCAGAUCGCAGCUACAAUCCCGAACUCUUGGAUCAACUGCGGUGGUGGUGGUCUGGGUUGGUCAGGCGGCGGGGCAUUAGGGAUGAAGCUCGCAACAGACGUAGAGCAUGGCGGAUCUAACAAAGGAAAAUUCGUCUGCCAGAUCGUCGGAGAUGGAACAUACCUCUUCUCCGUCCCAGGAUCCGUGUACUGGAUUGCACGAAGAUACAAUAUCCCGGUGCUGACGAUCGUUCUGAACAAUAAAGGUUGGAACGCGCCGCGGAAGAGCAUGCUGCUGGUGCACCCCCAUGGAGACGGGUCACGCGCCACGAAUGAAGACCUCAACAUUUCGUUCGCACCUACCCCUGACUACCCCGGAAUCGCCAAGGCAGCGUCUGGAGGACAUAUCUGGGCGGGUACUGCAGCCACGGUUGCCGAGCUGGGUAAGCUGCUCCCGGAGGCUAUUCAGAGUGUGUUGAAUGGGACGGGCGCUGUUUUGGAGGCCCAGCUGGACGGGAGAACUGGCAAAUAUGUCGCGAACUCGUAG
Molecule: messenger RNA, 3441 nt
Organism: Aspergillus versicolor CBS 583.65
Lineage: Eukaryota; Fungi; Ascomycota; Eurotiomycetes; Eurotiales; Aspergillaceae
Exons: 6
Coding region: 1-3441 (1146 amino acids)
Biological process (GO): protein phosphorylation; regulation of glucose metabolic process
Cellular component (GO): mitochondrion
Molecular function (GO): pyruvate dehydrogenase (acetyl-transferring) kinase activity; thiamine pyrophosphate binding; magnesium ion binding
Source: RefSeq, a predicted model, not a curated record